Molecule: messenger RNA, 846 nt
Organism: Dictyostelium purpureum
Lineage: Eukaryota; Evosea; Eumycetozoa; Dictyosteliales; Dictyosteliaceae
Exons: 1
Coding region: 1-846 (281 amino acids)
Source: RefSeq, a predicted model, not a curated record
AUGAAAUUAUUAUUCACAUUAUUAGUUCUUUUAUUUAGUGUUUCAAAUUGUUACGGACAAAGUUCCUCAAGCUCAUCUUCAUCUGAAGAAUGCCCUCCUUACUAUUCUGGUCCCACAUGCUCAGUUUUAACACCCCAUAUUUCAUUUUAUCAGGCUGCUAAUCCAACUGGUGGGUAUGUUACUUUUUAUGGGUACUUUGGUGAUGAUCUAUCUGGUUUAUCAAUUAAAAUUGGGGAUAAUACAUGCUAUCCAUCAUGGUCCAUUUCCUCAUCAAGAAUUGAAUGUGGGGUAGAUCCACUAAACCUAUAUGAAUUUUAUGAUGUUGAAAUUACAACCACAAACGGAGUAAACAUCUUUAAAGAGGAUUUUUAUUCACCUUAUAUCGAUGAUUGUGAACAUGGUAAUUUUUAUAUGGGAACAUGUAUAUGCACAACUGGUUAUGAAGGUCAACUUUGCAAUGUAAUGAAAUCACCAUAUAUUACAAGUAUUUCAUCCACAUCAGUCGAUGGAGGUGUAACUACUAUUGAGGGUUGGUUCACCACAUCUCCAGAAAACUUCUCUCUUUUUAUUGGGGGAAAAAAAGUUAUUAUUAUUAGUUCCCAAUCUACAUUUAUUACAGGUUAUGCCCCACAAGGUACAGGGACACAAGAUGUUACAAUCUUUGGCUCAAAUAAUCAAUUAGUAUUUACUGGUUCUAAUUUAUUUACUUAUGACCCAAAUAUGUGUUUUAAUAAUUGCUUUAACAAUGGUGAGUGUAAUAACGGUGUUUGCACUUGCAACUAUCCAUUUGUUGGCGAUUUCUGUUCACACACAAAAGAUAGCUCAUGCCAAUGCUCCUAUGAUUAA